UUCCGCCGUGACGUAUUUUAGCGAGUAGUAAAUGGCGGUCGUGAACAGGGUGGACUGUAAACAUUUCCACGGUCAUAACUGUAACUGUCUAAUUAUCAUCAAAAACAUGUACUGGGCUGUGUCGAACAUGCAGCGUAGUGACAAGAUGUUUAUUUUCAACUUUCAGGUCGGUUCAUGUGCCGCGCUGUCAAAUAAGUCACUGCCAAGACGAAAACCAAGCACACGUUUAACUAAUGGAGAACGAAGACGGCCCAGGAGAAAAGGAGCCGGAGCCUGAAGAGGCUCAGCUCCGUCUGAAAGUUGAGUCUCUGAAGCAAGAGCUGAAAGAGUGCAGGGCCGAGCUGUCCAAGCUACAGAAGCAACUGAGCCAGUCUGAGAGACUCCAGCGGAGCACCGAGACCUACAACGAAGACCUGAGGAAACAGGUUGACCAGCUGAGUGCAGAGAUUCACGAACGGAAGAAGAAAGACAAAGAAAGAGUCAGCACUGAAACUCAGACAGAGGAAUACGUGUGGACGGAAAAUGAUUAUUACAAUUACUACUAUGGAGGCUACUGUCAGAACCCAGAGGAGGCAGAAACUCAGGAGCACGUGGACGUAGCGGUGGAAGCUGCUGACUGCAGCGAGGCAGCAGAAGUUUCAACACCAAAUGAAGCAGCAGCUGCAGACGUGCCGGCUCAACCAGACGGCAGUGUCGCAGUCACAACAGAGGAAGGUGAUCCAGCGUCCAUAGCUGAUUUGUUGAGGGCCACCGCUGAAGAGGCUAUGACACAAACUGGCUUCGUCUUUGAUGAGAAUACUGGGAUGUAUUACGACCACAGCACGGGCUUCUACUAUGACUCGGCCAGUCAGUUAUACUACGAUGCCAACACUGGCAUUUAUUACUACUACGACGCAGAGAGUGGGAAAUACCAGUUUCAUUCUAGGAUCGAGGUUCCGGCUGCACAGACUAGUGCUGAGACUUGCCAAGAAAACAAUGCUGCUGACAAGAAAGCCAGAAAAGUGAAGAAAUGGGUCAAGAAAACUCACCAGGAUGACAGGGAACCCCAAUUCGAUGAUGUAAAGUUGGAAGAAGAACAAACUGAGUGGGUAGAACGGCAAACAGCUAAGAAGAACGCAGAAUCGCGAAAGUCAAAUCGAAGGUCUCGCAGUCCAGACGUGGCUCGGCGUAAAAAAGACUCUAAACGUCGGGAGGACCGAGACAAAUCCUCGCCAAAGAAGAAAAGGCAGAAGAAUGGUUCUCACCAUGACGAUAAGGGAAGGUCGAGGAAGAAACGGAAGAAAUCCAAGUCAGAAAAGCCCAAAAAGAAAAAGAAAACAUCUCAGAGCGAUGAGUCGGAGGGGAACAGUGAACCAGAGGAGGGGGAGAUCACAGAGUCGGAUAAAGAAGAGUCUACACCUUCGUUCUCAUCGUCUUCGAGCUCUCCCUCUGAAGAUGGUCUAGAGUUAGAAAUGGAAACACAGCACGAAGAAGCUAAAGAUAUUUGGCCUCCCUGUGUGAGAGUGACUGUAGUCAGGUCUCCGGUGCUGCAGGUGGGCACUCUGUUCAUCAUCACGGCCGACUCUCUAGCCACAAUCGGCAGAGAGAAAGAUAUGGACCACGCAAUCCGAAUACCGGAAAUGGGAGUCAGCAAGUUCCACGCAGAGGUGUACUUUGAGCAGGAGCUGCAGAGCUACGUGCUGGUGGACCAGGGCAGCCAGAACGGAACCGUCAUCAACGGCAACCGAAUCCUGCAGCCCAAAACCAAGUGUGAUCCACACGCGCUGAUGCACGGCGACGAGGUGAAGAUGGGAGAGACUGUGCUGUCCUUCCACAUCCAUUCAGGGACCGACACCUGUGACGGCUGCGAGCCCGGUCAGGUGAUGGCUCACCUCAGCAAGCACAAGAGGGAGGACAGGACUGGUCCCACCCUCACCAAGGAGGACAAAGAGUCACUGAGACAGAAAGAGCUGAAGCAGAUGAAAGCCAAAUACGGCCUCCAAGUGAGUGUUAAAGAGGCAGCAGCUUCAACGCUAGUUUUUGUCGUGCAUUCGGUCAUUUCGGUGCAUUUCUCUAUGCAGAGCAACGAGGAGACCAAAGCCACGAAGAACUCUAAAUACAAGGACCGAGCCGAGUCUCGGCGUCAGACCGUGGGCAGUGAAGGUGUUUUCCAACGAGAUGAUGCACCGGCUUCUGUUCACGAGGAGAUCAGUGAAGUCAAUAAAGGACGGAAGAUGCUGGAGAAGAUGGGAUGGAAGAAAGGAGAGGGACUGGGUAAAGAGGGAACAGGAAUGAAAAACCCGAUUCAGCUGAAAAUCAGAAAGGCUCAGUCGGGUUUGGGGGCAGGUGCCGCCAUGUCUCUCGACGAAGCGUCGCUGACCAAAUCGAGGUCCCAGAAGAACUGGGAGAAAGCGCGCGAGAGGUUCGCCGACUCGUGCCAGCCGGACACGCCGCCAGCCAAAACACAGACGAGCCAGCCACCUAAAGCCUGGGUCAGAUCAGAAGAGACGGACGCCACGAAACAAACGAGCUCUGAAACGAGCGGACAAAGUUAGGAGCUUAAAAGUGAGAGCUUAACGCACCGGCAUCAGCGCAAGGAGCCUCAUUAUCUCCUCGGAGAGGAAACACCUUUGAAGUCUGCAGCAGCCGGUUCAGUCUGACCUGAUUUCCUCUCGUACCUCUUAGUUAUGAAGAGACCAUAAUAUGUGACCGUGAUAACAAACCGUGACCGGUAACAAAUCCUCUCGUCUGCGUUUAUUCUAGAAAAACUCACAAGAAAACAACUGAACUGCAGCGACGGUGCAGAGCUUCCACCGUGGCCUCCAUGUACAAAGAGGACAUAAUUCGCCUCUAGCAAAUAUUGACACGGUGGAGCUAUAUUUCUCACAAUGAGAUCAUGCUGUAAUGAAACAACUGUGGAUCUGUUCAGGCAACACCAUAACCGAUCGUGUUAAACCAGUCCCUGAUGUACAAAAACAUGUUUUGUUUUGUUUUUUUGUUAUUUUUUAAAAAAAGAAAGUGGCACAUUAAACUUGUUCAACUUACUGUA
Molecule: messenger RNA, 3028 nt
Organism: Mugil cephalus (flathead mullet)
Lineage: Eukaryota; Metazoa; Chordata; Actinopteri; Mugiliformes; Mugilidae
Gene: aggf1
Product: angiogenic factor with G patch and FHA domains 1
Exons: 14
Coding region: 234-2534 (766 amino acids)
Biological process (GO): vasculogenesis
Molecular function (GO): nucleic acid binding; protein binding
Source: RefSeq, a predicted model, not a curated record